AUGGAGGUGUUCGACGACGUGCAUUUCGUGCGUCUCCGUUGCCGGGUGCGGCGGACCAAGUACCUGGCCGCCGACGACGACGGGCGGGGCGUGUGCCUCUCCAGCCAGCGGGCCGCGCACAACACGGUGUGGGCCGUGCAGCCCGUGGAGGGCGCGGUGGAGGGCGCCGAGGGCGGGCCCUUCGUCCUCCUCCGCGGCGCCUACGGCCGCUACCUCUUUGCGACCGACGUCCAGGCAGCCAUGGGGCCCACCCACGGCGUCACCGCCGUGCAGCACGGCCGGCUGCACCCCAACACGCCGCGCGGCAUGCUCUGGCAGGCCAUCCGGCGACGCGCCUCCUUCGUCAUGCGCAGCGCCGCCGGGAGGUACCUCCGCGCCAACGGAAAGUACCUCCGGUGGCGCGUCGCCGUCACCGUCGCCGGCGACGAUGGCAGCACCAUGUUGCAGUGGGCCGUCGAGGCCGUGCCCCUCCGGCUAGAGCGCCCCACCCUCAUCGAUCCCCCGCCACAGCUGAUGCGGCGGCGGGGCGGCCCGCCGACGGAGCAGGAGGUGUCGCGGCAGAUCCGGUACGUGCGCGCGGGCGCCGAUGGGGAGGUCGACGAGCAGGGGUGGCGGACGGUGCGGAUCAACACCAAUAGCCUCAUGCAGCUGCGGCUCACGCUGGCCAACCUGCUGGGCCAGAACAGGUCGGCGCUCCACACCACGCUCUGCGUCCGCGCCGGCGCCCACGCCGAGCUCUCGCCGCUGCUCAUCGACCUGCCCAUCAGCAACGAACGCGUCGACAUCGUCAUCAUCACGCACGGCACACCAGUGGACAACUCAUUGGUGUACCCAAAUGUCGAUGCUGUGGAGUGA
Messenger RNA from Lolium rigidum, 855 nucleotides. RefSeq lists its product as uncharacterized. The transcript has 3 exons. The record is from RefSeq and is a predicted model, not a curated record. NCBI's taxonomy places the organism in Eukaryota, Viridiplantae, Streptophyta, Magnoliopsida, Poales, Poaceae. Bases 1 to 855 code for a protein of 284 amino acids.